AGGAAAUAAUAAUAAUAAAAUGCAACAUUUUGGAGCUUAAGGAUCUCAAAGCUUUUUUCUUUCUCAAUUGACAGUAGAGAGAGAAGAGAGAGGGAGAGAGAGAGAAAUUCCAGAUUUGGAUUUGAGGCUGACUUUCUGAAUCGCGGAAGCAGAUCUUCACUCUUCUUAUUGGCUCUUUCAACUUACUCGUAGACAGCCCAACAGAGCCCACAACCACCACGACACUCAACCGCAAACAAUCCUACAAUUAUGAUGAUGAUUCAUCACUUCAUUUCAUUCCCAACAUUUCCCUUUUUUUCUGCUCCUUUUCAACUUUGAUUUCACCCCAAUUUCCCUCUUUUGCUUUCCCUUCGAUCGUUUUCUUUGAUGGGUUUUUCACGCUUCCUUGUUCUGGUGAGAAAAUCUAUGAGUGAACUGCUUCUGUUGGUUGCUAUGGUGGGAGAUGACGUUUAGAAUUGAGAAAUGGGGUGUUUGGUUAGCCGAGAGGCGUCUUCUAGAAGUGUAGAAGCCCCUGUAGAUAAGGGGAAGAGGAAUCAAAUUACUGAGUCUCGUGUCCAAGGCGAGAUUGUUCAGGAGAAAGAAGUAGAACGUGUGAGUGUUAAUGUAGAGGAGCAUGUAAACGUGAACAAGGAAGAGGAACAGAAGGCUGAUGUGGUUCAGGAUCGCCCACGAGCUGAACGGAGAAAGUCGAGGAAGGUUCCGAGGCCAACUAACUUGCCAAACCAUUCCCAGGGAGAGCAAGUUGCUGCUGGAUGGCCUUCUUGGCUCACAGCUGUUUGCGGAGAGGCUCUCAAUGGUUGGAUUCCUCGGAAGGCUGAUACAUUUGAAAAGAUUGAUAAGAUUGGACAAGGAACGUAUAGCAAUGUGUAUAAAGCUAAAGAUAUACUUACAGGUAAAAUUGUUGCACUGAAGAAGGUUCGAUUUGACAAUCUGGAACCUGAAAGUGUGAAAUUUAUGGCUAGAGAGAUUCUCAUCCUUAGGAGAUUAAAUCAUAACAAUGUUGUGAAAUUAGAAGGGUUGGUUACAUCACGGAUGUCAUGUAGUUUAUACUUGGUGUUUGAGUACAUGGAACAUGAUUUAGCAGGUCUUGCUGCGAAUCCAUCAAUCAAAUUUACUGAAUCUCAGGUUAAAUGUUUUAUGCAACAACUGUUAUCUGGAUUGGAACACUGUCAUAAUCGCCGGGUGCUUCACCGUGACAUUAAAGGAUCUAAUCUUCUCAUUGAUAGUGGAGGAGUGCUUAAGAUUGCUGACUUUGGAUUGGCUUCUUUCUUUGAUCCAAAUCACAAGCACCCUAUGACUAGUCGGGUGGUUACCUUAUGGUAUCGACCUCCUGAACUUCUUCUUGGAGCAACUGAUUAUGGAGUAGGUGUAGACCUCUGGAGUGCUGGGUGUAUACUGGCAGAGUUAUUAGCUGGGAGGCCUAUUAUGCCAGGUCGUACAGAGGUAGAGCAACUACACAAGAUAUACAAGCUUUGUGGCUCCCCUUCAGAUGAAUAUUGGAAAAGAGCAAAACUUCCAAAUGCAACCUUAUUUAAGCCCAGAGACCCUUAUAAGAGAUGUAUAAAAGAGACAUUUAAAGAUUUUCCCCCAUCUUCUCUGCCCCUUAUAGAAACGCUUCUUGCAAUUGAUCCAGCAGAACGAAAGACAGCAACAGAUGCAUUAAAUAGCGAGUUCUUCAUGACAGAACCUUUAGCCUGCAAACCCUCCAACCUUCCAAAAUAUCCUCCCAGUAAGGAGAUGGAUGCUAGAAGACGGGAUGACGAAGCUCGAAGAUUAAGAGCAGCUAGUAAAGCUCAAGGAGAUGGAGCAAAGAAAACACGCACACGUGUUAGGGCUAUUCCAGCUCCCGAAGCCAAUGCCGAAAUACAAACAAAUAUUGACAGAAGGCGCUUAAUUACACAUGCUAAUGCAAAGAGCAAAAGUGAAAAGUUCCCCCCACCACACCAAGAUGGAGCGCUUGGCUUUACGCUAGGAUAUUCACGUCAUAUCGACCCAGCUGGUGUUCCUCCCGACAUACCGUUCAGCUCGACGUUAUUCACUUAUUCUAAGGAACCAAUCCAAGCUUGGUCUGGUCCACUAGUCCCGGGUGCUGGCACUGAUGCUCCUCAUAGACAGAAGAAGCAUGUAGGAGGUAAAGGCAAGAAAAUCAUGGUCUAA
Molecule: messenger RNA, 2157 nt
Organism: Cucumis sativus (cucumber)
Lineage: Eukaryota; Viridiplantae; Streptophyta; Magnoliopsida; Cucurbitales; Cucurbitaceae
Product: probable serine/threonine-protein kinase At1g54610
Exons: 8
Coding region: 463-2157 (564 amino acids)
Biological process (GO): positive regulation of transcription elongation by RNA polymerase II; protein phosphorylation
Cellular component (GO): cyclin-dependent protein kinase holoenzyme complex; nucleus
Molecular function (GO): ATP binding; RNA polymerase II CTD heptapeptide repeat kinase activity; cyclin-dependent protein serine/threonine kinase activity
Source: RefSeq, a predicted model, not a curated record